AUGGUGGAAAAAUUGAAACCUGAAGUGUUAAUAUUCAACGUUAUUGAUGUUGAGAUAAAGAAUACUCUUAAGAUCAGCUCCAGUCUUGAACUCAAAUUUCAACUCUUUAACGAAGUGACAGGAAAAUUUGUUCACCAAUCAGAUAAUGAGAUUCUAAAUAAAUCAUGGCGAAUUUAUUCAGAAGUCGAAAAAUAUGAUCAAGACUUCUUAAUAUUAAAGGCUCUUUCAUCAGAUUUAAUUGAGCUCGGAUCCGCCAAUAUCCGUCUCAAUCAAAACUUCCCGGACAGGCAGGUUAUCUCAAUCAAAGAAAACGGCGAAGAAAUUAUAGAUGUUAGCAUUGAGAUUAUUCUCCAAGAGAUAAAUGAAGAAUCAUGGAACAUUACAGAUAAUGAGUUAGAAAUGAUAGAAGGGUCUAAAACUGACCUGAAUUUAGAGAUAAAGAAAAAUAUAUACUUUGAUGAAAAGCCAAUAAAUAAUGAUACAGCUAAGCCUGAUGAUAAUGAAUCUCAAUUUAUUUCUCAAGCUAUUGAUGAAACCAAAGAGCCCCUUCUUGAAGAAAAGAAAAAUGAAGCAAUUAGCUCAAUGAACUUAGAAGAGCAAUCGCAACUAGAUCAGCUAACUGAAGGCAAAAUUAGCUUUGCUCAAGAUCCCAGGGAUGAAGAUUUACAUGAUUUACAACAAAAAAUACAAGAGGGUUUCGCAAAGCACGAGAUUAACGAUAAAGAGCAAUUAUAUGCAAAAAUCCAAGAUUCUGAAGAAAAUUUUAAUUUUUGGAUGGAAAAAGGAAAUCAUGAAGAAGCAAGAGAGGAAGAAAAAAUAUUGAUAGAGUUGAACAAAUUGCUUACUUACUUUGAAAAAGUCUCUAUAAAUUAUGAAACAAUUGAUAAACCAAAAAUUGAUUUAGAUAGCGCAAACAUAGAAAUAAAUAUUGAAGAAGAAUUUAAACUUAGGCUUGCAAAAUACAAUAUUAAAAAUCAUGAAGGUUUGCUUAAAAAGAUAAAAGAUACAAAUAAAGAUAUUAAAAUGUAUAAGAAACUAAAAAAGAAAAUAUUAGUAGAUAAAGCAGAAGAGACUUUAGAAGAGCUUGAAUAUCUUUGCUCACUUCGCGAUAGAUUAGUGGUUAAGACUCUAAAAGAAAGAGAAAUAAAUUAUAUCCAAAGCAAAAUAAAUUUCCUAGAUGAUCUUUAUGAAGACGCUGCAUCAAUGGCAGAGAGUCUAGAAAAGCAUUUAUCAAAAAUUUUAUGCUAUUUUUCCUCAAAGUCUUUUAAUUUUGAAUUACCACAAUUGCUCUUGGAAAAGAUAAACCAAAUAGAUUUAGACCAAGAGUUUGAAAUUCUUAAUGAAUUAGCGAAAAGACCUGAUGAAAAAAUAGAUUGUAAACUUGCUAAUACUUUAAAAGAGUACUCAGAAAAACAAACUUGGGAGUCUGCAAUCGGAGCCAUUAGAAAAAAUAUUAGAAAUGUAAGCCCUAUAAAUUUUAAAGAGCUAUUUAGACUCAUAGAAAAAUCAAAAAUGAUGACUGAAAAUCUAGAAAAUAAGGAUAUAAUUUUAUUGAUUGGGUCAACAGGAUGUGGAAAAUCUACCACAGUCCAUUUCCUAGCUGGAUCCAUGCUCACGAAAGUAAAAGAAAAUGGUAUCGAACAUAUUAUCCCUUUUUUAAUAAAUGAUGAGGCACUCAAGAAGGUUAAUGUUUCUAACCUUUAUAAAUCUGAAACCAAGCACAUAACUGCAGUAAAAAUCCCAACAGAAUCAGAAAUUUUUGUUUGCGAUACACCAGGACUAAUGGACACUGCAGGUGCUGAAGUAGAUAUAGCAAAUACUAUAGGAAUUGCUAAUGCAAUACAAAAAUGUAAAAGCGUAAGGCCACUAAUUUUACUAAGCGGUAAAGCUGAUGGUGAUAGAUUUCAAGGGUUUAAAAAGUUAGCCAAUUCUCUUUCUAAAUUCUGUCCUGGAUUAAAAAAAUACUCGCAAUCAUUUGGCUAUGCUUUUACUAAAUAUGAUAAAGAUGAAAUAGAAAAUAUCCACGGAAGGAUUAAUAAUUUACUCACUGAUGAUAGUCAUGAUUCGCUCUCAAGAGAGUUAAUAGAAGAUAUUGAGGAAAAAACAAGAAAAGAAAUUAACGUGAUUUACCCAUUAACUGAUAACCCUGAACAUAUUCUUCACAAAAUACUUGAUAUAAUUCCUAUUGAUAAUCCUGAUCAUAUUUUCAAUUGUUUUUUGACAUCAGAAUCAAGAGAAAAAAUACAAAGUCAAAUUGAUAUUCAUAAAGGAGAGAUUGAAACUGCCCUACGAAAAAGGGACUACUCUAUAAUAAAAGACAGGCUAGAAGAUUUAAAAACAUUAUCUUUUUUAUUUAAAGAAUAUGAAGAAAAAUACAAACAAUGCGUCGACUCAGUAAUUGAAGGAACCAAUGAAAUAUUUCAUUCUGCUACUAAGCUAUUCAAUAGUUCAGUUCAUGAGAAGAAUGUUUUACUCAAAGAUAUAGUAGAAGCAUAUAAGUGCAGCUUCAAUGAAAUUAAAGAAUCAGAAAAAAUUAGAGAAAGCCAUCUAAAAGGAGAAACACCUUCUCCGGAAGAAUUCUUGAAUAAUAUUGAGCAGCAGCUCAAAUGAAAUGAAAAAAAUAAUAUUGAAAAUUUUGAUAUUGAAGUUGCUAAAGCUAAACUAAAAAAUUUGAGUCUUAUUGCUGAAUUUUUCGAAGAGUUUAAUGGGAAAAAUUCUGAAUUAAAGCUGAUAUAUGAAAAUUUUAUUAUUAACAUGAUAAAGGAAGCAGAAAAGAGUUUUGAAAUUAAGGAUUUUAAUUUAUGUUCUAGUAACAUCAGACAAGUUAAAACAUACUUAAAAAAUAUUGGGGAAUACUUGAAUUUGAGUGAUUUAGACAUAAAAUAUAAAGAACUCUUACCCUCUCCUUAAAUUAAAUAACUAUAUUAUAUUUUUCUAUAAAUUAAAAAAUGUAAAUUGAACUCUAUAUUUUUGAAUGCAAAUUUAUUUUUAUAUUGAAUUAAUUCAAAAAAAAUUAAUGAAUUAUUCAUUUCAUUUUUUUUAUAAAAUUAGCUUUCACCUAUAAAUUUCCAUAUUAAAAAAAUUGCUUCAACUUAAUGUGGAUUGAUUUUCCAAAAAAAAUAAGAUUUUUGACUGUAAUUUGUUCCAGUUUAAGGGAAGAGCUAGAAAUAAUAAAAUCUUCUAUAUUGGCUGUAGUUGGGAAUUUAGCGCCAUUAUACGCUAAGGAUAAAACUGAAGAAAAUGAUAUUGAUACUAUAAUUAAUCAUUUCGAAAUUUUGAGCAAUAUUAAAGAAAUAGAUAUGUUCAAAGAGAUUAUUGACAUUGAAAACUUAGAGUCCUCUAUCGCAAAUGCAGUAGAGCAAUAUUCUGAUCAUUAUAAUAAACUAAGUGCAAAAAUAUUUGAUAUCAUAAAAGAUAAUGAUACCUGUGGCUUAUCAGCUGCUAAAGCAAUUUUUGAAGAAAUGGAAUUACUAACAAAAAUUAAUGAAAUUGAGGUAAAAGUGAGUGCUGCACAUAAAGGUCUUAAAUUUGAAAUAGAACGAAAAAUGAUGAGGUUUAAGAAUAAUAUUAAAGAGAUUCUUAAUAGUUUCGCAAACUCUGAAAGAAUAGAUUUUAAAUUACUAUCUAUCUCUCUAGCAGGAUUAAAAGAAGGGGAAUGAUUUGAAAAAUACUGCCCUGGUGUUUUCGAAUCAGAAUUAGGCAAAAUUAACCAAGAAAUUAUGAAUUUCGUGGAUGAAAUUGAUUCGAAAUUUAAAUAUAUUGACUUAAGCAUCGAACACUCCAGUUCAAUUAAAAAAGCCUUUGAUUUAGUGAAUCAAAUGAAAUCAAUUGAAACUUUAAAAGAGUUCAUACCAUCAUUAGAAAAGAUUGGAGAAAGCUACUGUAAUAAAUUUGAAAGUAGUAUUAAUCAAGUUUUACAUGAAAUUACUAGUGAAUUUCUUCAUGAAAAGGAAGACUCAAAAUCAUUUAAUGAGGAUCAAAAUAACUUGAAAACUGACUCAUUUGAAGAAAAUUAUCAUGAAGAUAUUGAUGAAAUUAAAACAUCUGCAAACGAAGAAGAAAAACAAAUCAAAAGCACUCAGACUAAGGAAAAUACACUUAAUUGAACGAAGGCAAAUCAUGCAUUUAAUUAUUUAAAAAUCUGCAAAGAAAUUUCUUAUAUAAACUCUGAAUGUUUAUGAACUGAAUUUACUGAGUUUCUUCAGAAGAGCUGACAGCAAAUCAAUCAAAGCUUUGAUAACUCUUUCAAUAUAAUACAGAGGUUCAUCAAUAAAGAACCGUUGUCAGAAGCCCAAUGCAAAGAAGCUUCUCAGGGAUUAUAUUUGGCAUAUGAAAAAGGAAUAGAUAUAAGAAAUAAAUCUCAGUCUAUUGUAGAUUAUUUGAAAUGUGAAAAUACACUUGAAGAAUAUAAUACUAAAAUAAUUCGUAUUGAGCAAGAGCUUUUUAACACGUCUGAACACUAUAAGCAUGAGAAUCAAAUAAAUCAAUACUACUUAUCCUUGCUUAUAUUUGAAUCCUUAUCUUUAUUAGAUCAAAUCAUAGCUAAUAAGACCACGUUUUCUAAACGAUUUUCAAAUAUUCAAGAUGAAUUUUUCAAGCAAAUUGGUGAAACUGAAAAAAAUAUCAUUAAUUUUAUUCAUAAUUUAGAUUUUUCUGAAGCAGAAAGACUAAUAAAUAGCUUGGAUAAACUCAACAAGCGUGGCAAUUUCAGAAUGAUUUCAAAUAAAAUACAAUCGGUUAUUUCAAACCUUAUGCUAAACAGUCAACAUUGCUUGGAAGAGGCUAGCAUCAAAACUAAUGAUGAAAAUAUUAACAAUGUUGUGGAAAAUCAAAAAAAUAUUAAAAAUGCCAAAGAAAAAAUUUUUAGCUAUAUUGAUGAAGAGACUAAAUUAAUCCUCUUUGAGUCAAUAAUAAUUUAAUAUCGUGUUGGUGACGAAAUAUGUUCUUACGGAGGGGCAGAAAUGGUUUUAUAGCCUAAAUCAAAGUUGGGACGCUUUAAUUCUAUCCCUUAACAUACCUUUGAGCUGCCAUAUGGGGGCGGAUAGCAGCUUGUGACAUAUUCAAAUCCAGAUUUUAGUUAUCCGAUGGUUUUUUGGCAACCGGUUCCAGAGGGUCAUGCUUCUUUUUCCUAGAUGUCACUCUUAUCAAGGUGACCGAUAGGAGGCAUCGGGCUGACCUUUGCCUCAAUAGCACCCACAAGACGUGAAACCAGAGGAUUCUUCUAACCUGCCGAGGCCCAGGGAUGGUGGUGCAACGCCAGUCUCGGGAGUAGAGUAUGGUUUAGGCAACUGAAUUCCUCUGGCAAGAAGGUUACGGCGGUCGCAAUCAAAUCUGGAAGACUUUAAGCCCUUUAACCUUAAUCUUUGAGUCAGAAACUCAGUUUUAUAGCUUCCUUGCGGAUAGAAUAAAAAAUUGAAUUAUAAGAAUUGAGCAGGCAAUUAAUAAAUAUAGCUACUAUGAUGCAGAAACAUUUAUUGGAAAUCUUGAAAAAAUAUCCUGCAUUUUAAGUUUUUCGGAAAUUACUAGCUUAUUAGAGUUUGAGAUUUCGGAUUUAAAAAUAAGGAUUGAAAAUCUUCCACAAUCAUUUCCAGAAAAUUUUGAAAGCAUCCCUAUAGAAUCCUACAAAGAUUGUAUCAAUCCAAAAUAUAUUAACGAUGACCCCCCCAUCAAUCUUCAUCAAAAAAAAUCUUCAUGGUACUGCAACACAACAUUUUUUAUAAAAAAAAUUAAUGCAUUUUUCUCUAACUCCCCCCCCCCUCCGUGAGCGAACAAAACCCAUUAGAAAAAUCGCCAUUUUUUGACCAAAAACCCACCCUCCGUGAGUGAACAAAAAUUUUAAUGGAAAAAAAUUUUGAUAUAUAAGUGAUAAUUAGUAUAAUGAAAUCUAGAGCUAAUUCUGUUUAAUUUUAAACAAAUUGCGUUUUAAAAACAUAAAUUUUGCAAAUUAAAUUAAUAUUUGCUUCCCAAUUUUUGCAAAUUAGGAUUUUUUUAAAUUUCGAAAAAAAUAUUUUUUAUAAAAUUUAUAUAAAAUUUUUUUAAAAAAAAAAAAUUAACCCCCCUCCGUGAGCGAACAAAAUUUUUUUUGUUCGCUCACGGAGGGGGGGGGGGGGGGGAGUAAGUGAGUUUCUCAAAAACCAUUAAAUAGCGCUGCUGCAGGCGUGUCAAUGACCUUCUCAUCGAGAUUUAGACGGCUAUUGUAAUUGCUCGCCAUUUUAUUAAACUUAUCUAGCUAAAAAGUACGGAAAAAUUUAAUAUGCGCAUCGAAAAUUUGUCGCAAGAGGAUUAGGAUUAUUACAGACAGGUGCUAGCCAUAUUGGUGAUGCAGUCACCAAAGAGCUCCCGUACGGAAGGUUCUGCUGUUUUUCGACUCCAACCCAGAGAGUCUAUCCCUCUUACGAGUGCCCUUCCGGCACCUUCUGUCUCCUCCUUGCUUUGCGGCUUCAGUCUUGAGUGGGCGGCUUAUGGAUUUCUGCGGCCCUGCUACGAGCAAUUGGAGUAUAGGGCUUUCUCUUGAAUAGCCCGAUAACGGACUGGCUUCAUCCCGUUAUCGGGCUAUUCAAGGGAAAGCCCUAUAGCUUGAUUCCAAGGAUCCUUAGAGUCUAUCAGGUGUCAAAGUGCCUUGCUUCGACAGCUACAGGAAAAGGAUUGCUCCCCUGUGGCCUAGGCCGAAAACCCCCAGUUUCUCGGUAGAGGAAUGCCCAUGGGUCUUCGGAUCCAAAGGACGUUGUUGAACAUCUCCAUUUCCAACCACAGGAAAGCAGCAAAAACCUACCGGAUGCACACUUCUUGAGCCUGCGUAUGAUUCUCAGCUCGAGGUCCGUCCCAAUUCUCCGUAGCCAUAAGGUCUGGACUGCUGCACCAGAGGGGAGGUUGGCACGUGUCGCCAUUUUAAUGUAUAUAAUUUGUUGCAAGAGACAUGAAAAUUAUUAUUUUUAUAUAAAAAAUUUUAUAUUAAAAAAUUGCAUUUUUGUUGCAAUAGACAUGAAGAUUGAGGGGGGGGUCAUCGUUAUUAAAGAACUUGAAAAAGCAGCUCAAAAAAAUCCUCAUUUUAUCGAUUGCAUUGAAAAAAUCAAACAAAUUUUAAAUAAAAAAAUCGAAAUUAUUGAAGAAGAAAUGAGCAAAAGUAAUUAUUACGAUAAAAAACAAAAAAUUAAAUCAAUUGAACGUAUUCAUCAAAAUUUGCCCGAAGAGAUUGAAAAAGAUGUAAAGCUGAAAAUUAAAGAAUGGAUAAAAAGCCUAAAGCUAAAUAAGGAAGAAAGAGCCAUUCUACUAGAAAACGCUACUAGAGAUAAGGAUUUAGAAAAACUGUGUCAAAUAAUUAUUGAUGACGUGCAUAAUAGAAGGGGUUCAAAAUCAAUAAAUGAUUCAAAGAACAGGCUGAAAAGUGUCUUGAGUUCAAUAAUUGAUGAAGCAUGCCAUGCUUUAAAGCAAAAUGAUCUAGAAUUAGCAUUGGAAAAAGCAACUAUAUAUGAGCACUACAAGUCCAUACUUAAAGCUUUAGGAAAUGAUGGGAAAAAUCUUAUUGAUAAAAAGCUAGGAAAUGAAAUCAAUAAAAAAUUUGAUGCUUUGUGUCGCUGUAUAUGAAACUUAAAAGAUGAGAAAGCAGAUGUUAUUGUAAACAACUGAAAAGACUUUCAAAGAAUAGUAGAAUUCAAUAUUAGACUUACUGACAUAGAAAAUGGGUACAGAUUAUCUUCUCUUGACAGGCUCACUCAAUAUACUUAUUCUACUUUGUCAGAUUUCUUUAUAUCUAUACAUAGAAAUUAUAGCUUAUCAAAACCUCCUAACAAUACGCAAUUUACUAAAUAUUAUCUUGACAAAAUCAGCGAAUAUGACAUAUUGCUUAAGGCAUUAAAAGAAUUUAAAUCUUUGCAUUGUGGAAAUUGUGAUAAUGAAGAAAUUGGAGAAGAAUUUUAUUAUGAUAGCAAUCCAAUAAAACUUUAUUUGAAUUUGUCGUAUUGUCAAAAUUACUCAGAAAUUAGAGAUGAACUUAAUAAUGAAUUUGGUGGGAUUGUGAAUUAUUUAAAGAGUUUUACAGUCCAAGAUGAUGAAAUAAAACACGAAAAAAUACUUGAUGAUCGCUUUAAAUUAUUAAAAGAAAAAUUUCAUGCAAUGAUAAUGUUUGAAGAGAUUAAAAAUCAUAUUUCAAACUUCUCUCAAUAUUUUGAUGAAUGUAUUAAAUCAAUUAAAGCAGAAAUUGAUUUAGUCAAGCAAAGCACAUUAGAUUGUAUAGCCAAAGAUGAUUUCUUAGACGCUGAUUAUGCAAAGCUUAGAAUUGGACAUAGACUCUUAAGUUCAUUUAAAAAUUCAAUACAUCUUGAAGGGAUAGAUUUAACACAAAUAUUGGAUAAGAUAGAAAAUACAAUCAGGAAAAAAGCAGAAAAUUAUAAAAAGAUAGCUUUAGGCUCUUUCACCUCAAUUGAUGAUGCUACUAAAUCAUUAAUCAGCAUAAAAACUAUAUCAAUAAACUUUCCUCCAAUGAAGAAAUCACUUGAAGAGCUAAUCGACCAGCUUUUAAUUCAAUUUAAGAGUCACGGCAACAUAAAAGUAAGAACAAUCUAUGAUAAGCUUGAAAAAGAGAACACUGGACUUAUAAUAAUUAAUGAACAUAAGUUCUUUGAAACUGAAAAGCAUAGACUAUGGGCAGAAAGAACAGAGAAAUUUAAUAUAGAUUAUGUUAUGGAAAGAAUAGAUGGAUCUAAUAUAGAUAAAACUGCAUUAAGAGAACAGUUUGUAAAGUAUAGCAAGUUUUAUAAAAAGAUUAGCAGCAAAUAUAUAGAGAUAACAGCAGAUUCAAGCAUAAAUGAUGCAAUAGAUGCGCUUUCAGGAUUGAUAAUUACUAAGUUCUCUAUUAGUGAUUUUGAUUUUGGCUCUGUGUCUUCUGUUACAAGCUUAAACAAAAUAGAUAAAAAAAUUAUUCCAAAGCUUCUUGCAUAUUUAGCUACAUUGUGAACUUUACUGAAUAUUAAAAAAACUAAGCCUGACUUAAAGGAGAAAAAUGAUAAAGAAAUAUUGUCGCCUCAUCCUGUUCAAGUUUUAUCAAUAUUUAGAAUGAUUGGCAUCGGCUAUAGCGGCCAAAUAACAUUUGCUAAUAAUCUCAUACAAAUUUUGACAGGAGAGGGAAAAUCUGUAACUUUAGGUCUAGCAUCAGCAAUUCUAGCUAUAUUGGGAUUCAGUGUAAGAUGUGCAUGCUACAGCGAACACUUAAGCAAAAGAGAUCAUGAAGAAUUUAGCGAAUUAUUUAGUUGCUUGCAUAUUUCAAACUGAAUCGACUAUGGAACUUUCAAUGAACUAUGCGAAAAUGAGAUCAAUAGCAAAAUAGAUAUAAGAGAAUUUGUUAAAAAUGAAAUAAAUCAAAACUCAGAAGAUUCAGAUUUUAGAACUCACCUGGAACUUGAAAGACCAAGAAUAUUGUUGAUUGAUGAAGUUGAUGUAUUUUUUGGCAAAUCAUUUUAUGGAAAAAUUUUUAGGCCCGCUGCUACCCUUCAGAAUGAUUUUAUAAAAAACCUAAUUAACCUAAUUUGAAGCAGAAGAAAUGGAAAUCUCAAUUUAGCAGACAUAUUAAAAUCUCAAGAAUUUAUAAAAUGUCGAUCUUAUUUUUCUAAUUAUCAAGAAUUGAUUGUUGAAGCAGUAAAAGAUAUGAUAUAUGAUCUGCAAUACUUACUCCCCCCUCCGUGAGUGAACAAAAAAAUUUUGUUCACUCACGGGGAGUUAAUUUUUUUAUUUUAAAAAAAGUUAGUGAAACUGACUAUAUAAAUUUUAUAGAAACUAUUUUUUUUUCGAAAUUUAAAAAAAUCCUAAUUCGCAAAAAUUGGAAAGCAAAUAUUAAUUUAAUUUGUAAAAUUUAUGUUUAAAAAAGCAAUUCGUUUAAAAUUAAACAGAAUUAGCUCUAGAUUUCAUUAUACUAAUUAUCAUUUAUAUAUCAAAAUUUUUUUCCAUAAAAUUUUUGCUAUUUAAAAAUUUUUGUUCACUCACGGAGGGUGGGUUUUUGGUCAAAAAAUAGCGAUUUUUCUAAUGGUUUUGUUCACUCACGGAGGGGGGGAGUUAGACUCUCAUGAGUACAUUUUGCAAGAUGAUCGCAUAGGGUAUAAAAUGCAUGAUGGAGUGUCAUUCCAUACGAGCUAUGGAUAUUAUACUAUGUGGACUUAUUAUAAAGAGCAUGAAAAUAAUCGCAUUAGCAAACGAAGCCUUGGAAAUCACAUUGGAAUUAGCAUAAGAUGUGGAGACUUUUCCUAUGCUGAAAUGCCAAAUAAUUUUACUCAUAUUAUGGGAGUAACAGGAACUCUAAAAACUCUUGGCCACCAUGAAAAAAAUAUAAUUGAAAAUGACUAUAAUAUAAGAAAUUACACCUAUAUGCCUUCUGUGUUUGGAGACAAUAAUAGAAUUUUUAGAGAAAAUGCAGAUAUAUACGUCGAAAAUGAUAAACAAAAUUAUUUUCAAAGGAUAAGUGACGAAAUUAACAAUCGCAUGAUUGGUAGCAACCGAGGAGAGAGAGCAAUUCUAAUAUUUUUCGAAACUUCUGAAAAAUUGUUGGAUUUUUAUAAUACCUCUAAUCCAAGCUGAAAAAAAUAUCUUAAUCUUAAAUUAUUUAUAACAUUUUACGCCCACUACGGGGUAGCCUUGUCCAGAACUGCCACCAUAUUUUCCCACGUUUCGGGCUCAUGGAGCUCUGGAUCAUCCACUUUAUUCACCAAGGGACAGGCAAACACAGCGUUUCGGCUUCGACGGGAUGAAAAAAAUAUCAGUUUCAAAUGGUAACUGAAGAUUUAAGGUCAGGAGAUCGCUAUAGAAUGAUUAAUCAGGCAACAAUAUCUGGGUACGUCAGUUUGUUUACCAGAGUCUUCGGACGCGGAAUUGAUUUUAAAUGUCAAAAUCAAACCGUUGAAAGUAGUGGUGGAGUCCAUGUAAUUCAAACUUUCUUAUCCGAAGAGGCAUCAGAAGAAACUCAAAUUAUGGGUAGAUCAGCAAGGCAAGGGCAGCAAGGAUCAUUCAGCAUGGUAUACACCAGGAUAUGCUAUAGAUUGCCUAUGCUAUCUAUCGUACCCUAACAAUUGCAAUAGAUUUGGAACCAACGUUUUCAAAUCAGCACGUUGACAAAUACUAAUUAUAGAACAUUUGUCAACUCAUGGAGUUGGUUUGACAUUUUUGGUGCCAAACAUCUCCAUAAGUUGAAGUUCAACAGUAGCCUAGGAUGAUUUAUAAUGGGUCCUGGGUUAUAUUGUUUGCAGAAGAGCUUCAAAAAUUUCAAAUCAAUGAUAUAGAUAUUUUAAAUGCUCGUAAUAAUUCAACAAUCUAUGAUCUUUUGCGUCAAAAAAGAAACGAAUUUUAUGAAACCAAAAACAGUAAUGAAAAUAAGCAUGUGAAAUACAUAAAACAGUCUCAUGAUAGAUCCAUUGAAUUCUUAAAUAAUAUCACCCAUGGAAAUCUUGAUGGGUUCAAAAGUUUCAUACUUGAACAAAACAUCUCAAACUUUACAGAAAAUAGCUAUAAUAUCAUUAUUUUGCUUCAGGCUACAGAGCCUAUGUCUCAUCUCCUCCAAAAUGCCAAGAAUACAAUUGGGAUGAUUUUCAAGCGCGCUAGAGAAAUUUUAGCAAAGAAAGCAGUUAGUCCAGGGUGUUUCCAAAUUAAAUAUUGCAUUUAUAGAACGUCUUCUUGCCCUAAUGAUUUAAUUUUUCAAGCAUCUCCUUGGUCAAAUAAGCCAAGUGUAUUAGAAUCCUUUAUCAAAGAAAUUCGCACUCAAGGGGGAAAAGGAAAUGAAGCCAUCAAUAAAGCAUUGAAAUAUAUUAAUGACAGACAUCACCAUGAAAAGAUUUCUAAAGUAAUUCUUAUUGGAGACUUUGUGAAUACUGCAUCUCAAAGUCCGUUUAAUAAUCAAUUUAGCAAGAAAAAGAAGCAUAAAUCUUCCCAAAUUUCUUCAAUGGAAGAUUAUCAUGAAGAGCUAGCAAAAGCUGCAAGAAACGGAAUUCCGAUUCAUGGAUUUUAUACAAGCCCAAGCUCAAGUAGUGCAUUUGAAGAAAUUGGUGAAACGACCAGAGGAGCUAAUGCCUUUUUAGAUAUAAAUUCUCAUUCAGGAGCGGAAAAUCUCACCAAUGCAAUUUGCAAAGAGAUCUUGAGAGUGGCUUCGGGCGAAGAUGCUGUAAAUCUUUAUCAAAGACAGUAUGAAAUGGCGAACUUUAAUAGAAGCUUUUACAGCGUUCAUCGUUAA
Blepharisma stoltei is the source of this 12205-nucleotide messenger RNA. NCBI's taxonomy places the organism in Eukaryota, Ciliophora, Heterotrichea, Heterotrichida, Blepharismidae. The record is from the annotation of a GenBank genome assembly.